Symbiodinium natans is the source of this 2328-nucleotide messenger RNA. The record is from the annotation of a GenBank genome assembly. Lineage: Eukaryota; Dinophyceae; Suessiales; Symbiodiniaceae.
AUGGCUGCGAUGGAAGCCGGCAGCCCGCCCGAGAUGUUCUUCGCCUCCCACGAACUCCUGUCUGAGGAAGAGAGGCACCAGCGUCUCUCCAGGACGCUGUCCUAUGCGACGCUGGAGCACACGCUGCUCAAGUUCCGGCGCUUUCCGGCCUCUAGGAUGGCCCAUUACAUGAAGACCCGUUUGGGAACGAUGCGUUCGCUGCUACGGAAUCGAGUUGGUGACGUCGUGGUCGAGGAUGCUUUCGGCGACCCAGCCGUGAGCAACAUCUCCGAAGGAGUCAAGCGAGGGGUGCUCCUUGCUCACAUGUACAUUUGGGGGUUUGUCCCCGUCAAGGUGGACUACUUUCGAUCGAAUCGGACCGGCAUCGGUGCACCACUUGCUGGCGGACGGGACGUAUCACCUCACAGAGAAAGCCUCUAUCUCGCCACGGCCUGGGCGGAUGAGGUGGCCUUCCUGAAGGAGCUUCGUGGCCGUGCGCGCAGCGCCGCUGCGAAGUCCCGACACGCGCGGCAGAUUUUUCCGCACUCCUUCUGCAGAACCGGCUGGUUCAAGGUGCCGAUGCUGUCGGACUGCACCGACUUCCUUUGGAGGACCCUUCGUGCUGGAUGGCUGCAAGGCCCAAUCUCCCCGGACCAGCACUUGCCGGACUUGCUGCCGCGGCGGUCCUGCAAGCUGCUGAGCACCGCCGUGGGCGUCGCGACGAAGCUCCUGGUGUCGAGCAGCUGCCUGGCCGACGACGCGCAGUUCCACGCGGCCUGCGCCCUGAGCGAGAUGGUCUCCAUGCAGGAUCUGGACAUGGCCGCUGCGCACUGGGAGGUGGUGGCGCUACUCCUGCUCCUCUGCGACGGCUGCCGCCUGGAUGGCCGCGGAUUCACCGCGGGGGCCCUCGACCAGGUUCUAUGGACCUUCGGAAGUUUGGUGAUCGAGGCCACCCGCCUCAAGCGAGUGCGCCCCCACGAGGAGCCCCUGGCGUACCUGCAGGCUGCAAGGGCGGCAGCGCAAGCCGUGCCAAUCUCAGCCUGGCGUUCGCGGAGGGAGCCCCAUUCCUUCGGCAGGCCGCCCUGCCAGCGUGUUCUGCGAGGACCGCUCUGUGUCCACGAUGGGCAGCUGCUCACCGCGGAUCCUGCGGCCUCGGAUCCCUUUGAGCGGAACCUCCCGACCUGCCACUACGAGCGGCAGAAGCUGCGAAGCACGGCCCUACGACUGCAGCCGAUGCCCGGCCAGGUUGGGCGGCUGCCAUCGUGCACCGCAGCGCCCCGUGACACGAUCCUGCUGGCGCUGCCUGUGUACCUCCGCAACACAUGGCAUCUGACCACGGCACUGAUUUUCUUCCAAGGCGCCCUCGCCUGGUUCCACGGCCCCAGCGGCAGGAAGGUGCUCGCGUCGCUGUGGCACAGCGCCGGCCUGGGGAGCCCGCCUGGCGGACUCCAGAGGAACGCCACCGAGGUUCUGCUCGUUCCCUCGCCGCGGCCAGGUCGGGUGACGGAGCUGCAGCGCAUGGUCUUUGUCAGCCUCUUUGGCUUGCUCAGCGAUGCGCCCAUUCGCAGCCUCCAGCCCCCCGGGCCUUGCCGCUGCUACCAACGAGCCGGGCUCUGGGGCAUCCUCGAAGCGCCCUUCUCCGGGCCAGGUGACCUGAUCUACCCCGACGUGAGUGCCAUGAGGCGCGCAGUGGCGGGGGAAGUGCACCGUCUGCUUCCUGUGUCGCCUCCCGACCCCUGGCGCCAACGGCGCCCUGUGGGCGCCGUGCCGGCGCUGCUGGUGAGCCGCUGCGGCCGCGGGGGCAAGGCUGACUGCCAGAAGCGGAACGUCACGAAUCUGCCCACUCUCUCCUCGGCGCUGCGCCGGCAAGGCCAUGGCUUGCUUUCAGUGGCCACCCUCAGGAUGGAAGACUAUCCCUUGCUGGUUCAGCUCCAGCUCAUCCUCUUCAGAACCCGUGUGCUGAUCGCCGCCUUUGGUGCCACGCUGGCAUGGACCGCAUUCUUGCAGCGGGGUUCCUUUGUGAUCGAGCUGCAUCCCGGCCCUCCAGAUCGCCUCGUGCAUUGGGGCAGUUGCUGGCGCCAACCCCCGGCGAUGUUCGAGCUUCUUGACCCACCGGUUCCCAUCUGGGACCUGAAUCCCCGCAGCGAGUGGGGAGGCUGGGCUCAAGCCGCCCACGUGCACCACGCCUGUGUGGCAAAGCCACAAGCCCACGGUUCGCGCUGUCUUCGCUUACACGUGGUGGACGACUGGGAGGUUCCCGAGUUCGAGACGGACGUGGAGACAGUGGUGGCCCUCUCUCUGGAUGCGGCCAGGAGACUGUCCAGUCAUGCAGCCGCCAAGCAACGAUGA